Molecule: messenger RNA, 7275 nt
Organism: Mustela lutreola (European mink)
Lineage: Eukaryota; Metazoa; Chordata; Mammalia; Carnivora; Mustelidae
Gene: NSUN4
Product: NOP2/Sun RNA methyltransferase 4
Exons: 6
Coding region: 338-1945 (535 amino acids)
Biological process (GO): rRNA methylation
Cellular component (GO): mitochondrial large ribosomal subunit
Molecular function (GO): methyltransferase activity
Source: RefSeq, a predicted model, not a curated record
AUAGAUCUCAGGAGACCCAUUUCUCACUAGAUCACUGGUUUAUUAUUAACGGAUAUAACUUAGGGCAGUCAGAUGGAAGAGAUGCACAGUGCAAGGUAUAGACAGGGAAAGGACACGGGGCUUCCAUGCGCUCUCCCAGCCCUUCGGUAUAUUCACCAACCGGUAACCUCCCAGAUGAUCAUUUUUGAAAACACCUAUUUGAUCAUAUCCUUCCCUUCUAAUUGGCUCCCUAUGGUGGAGUCAACUUUUGUGGCGCCUACAGCUUACACAAUUUGAGGGCCCUCUUUAAGAAAAACAAUACAAUAUUAAGGACAGGGCCUUGGAAAGGGCAUUGCAAAUGACAGGUUCUGAAACUUCAAGCUUAGUUAGCUUCUCUAUAAAUCCGCCUCAGCCCACAAAUCUGUCCUCGUUUUUCUCCACCUUAGACUCUUUCUCCGUGCAACUUCUGGUUGGAAGGUCCUUCCCGCCCCUUUUUGCCUGGCUAACUCUUUCAGUACUCAACUGCCAGCUCCUAGUCCUCUCCUAUCCCCCAACUGGAUUAGAGGCCUUUACGGAGUCUCUCCCAAUGCUCCAGGUAUUGGCAUCUCUUUCUGUGCCAGCGGUUGCUCUUUCCCAACACCCACAGAUUCCUGGCGGAGCAGGGUUUGCACCUGUUUUACAAAGGUGGGCUGAGUCCCGGAAGAGAGACCGCCGCAGUUCCCUCCUCUUUUCGCCCCGAUGGGCGCCACCAUCUCUCCGGAACCCGCGAGUCCGCCGUCGCGGUUCCGGUCGGAAUUACUCGGCGGCGCACGCUGACAUGGCUGCGCUGGUUGUGAGAAGCGCUCGGGACGUGCUGAAGCGUGCACAACUCGCGACCAUCCCGCGGAGACAUCGACAUAAGAAGAAAUGGGCUGCCACAGAGCCCAAAUUUCCUGCCACUCAACUGGCUCUGCAGAAUUUUGACAUGACCUACAGCGUGCAAUUUGGUGAUCUCUGGCCAUCCAUCCGGGUCAGUCUCCUUUCAGAGCAGAAGUACAGUGCACUGGUCAAUAACUUUGCUGCCUGGGAUCAUGUGAGUGAUGAGCUGGAGCAACUGAGGGCCAGGGACUUUGUGAAGGAAGCCAUCUCCCACGGGGAACUGGAGCCUCAUGGUGACCAAACUCCAACUCCAGCCUCUGGGGCCUACAGCCCGAACCUUCGAUGCUUCACUUUUGCCAGAGGGGAUGUCAGUCGGUUCCCUCCUGCCAGGCUUGGCAGCCUGGGUGUCAUGGACUACUAUCUGAUGGAUGCUGCUUCCUUGCUGCCUGUCCUGGCCCUUGGUCUCCAGCCCGGCGACACUGUGCUUGACCUAUGUGCAGCGCCCGGGGGAAAGACACUAGCACUGCUUCAGACUGGCUGUUGCCGCAAUCUCGCUGCCAAUGAUCUGUCCACUUCUCGAACAGGCAGACUUCAGAGGGUCCUUCACAGCUAUGUGCCUCAAAAUAUCAGGGAUAGAAAUCGAGUUCGAGUCACCUCAUGGGAUGGCAGGAAGUGGGGAGAACUGGAAGGGGACACCUAUGAUCGGGUGCUGGUGGAUGUGCCCUGUACCACAGACCGCCACUCCCUUCAUGAGGAGGAGAACAAUAUCUUUCAGCGGUCGAGGAAGAAGGAGCGGCAGAUGUUGCCUAUGCUUCAGUUGCAGCUGCUCGCGGCUGGACUGCUUGCCACCAAGCCAGGAGGCCAUGUUGUCUAUUCUACCUGCUCGCUCUCGCACUUACAGAACGAAUAUGUAGUGCAAGGCACCGUUGAGUUCCUGGCCAAUCAGUACAGCAUCAAGGUUCAGGUGGAAGACCUGAGUCACUUCCGAAAGCUUUUCAUGGACACAUUUUCUUUCUUCCCAUCCUGUCAGGUUGGGGAGCUGGUAAUCCCAAACCUCUUGGCCAAUUUUGGGCCCAUGUACUUUUGCAAAAUGUGUAGACUGACAUAGCAUCACCCUGUUCCCCAAGUCCCGGUGUAGGAAGGUAAAGUGUAUACUCCCAUGGAGGCACCAGAAACUGAGACCAGUGGCAAAGAUGCACUCUGGGUCCUGUCUCCAUCCUGUUCAAGUCUUUCUAUAGACAGUUUUCAGCAUUAGAAAAUAGGAGUUUUUCUGUCCUGCUGUCCAGUUGUGGCACAUGAGCAGGUUCCUAACUCCCUUAUUAUACCUCCCCCCAUUUCUAAGCCUAUGCUAAAAGUUCCUGCUCCAUUAAGAGCUUAGGGGAGGAGGCAGUGAGCAGGCCUACACUUUCAGCUGUAGACUGGGGAAGAAGCAUUUAGCCAAUAAAACUGUUGAAGCUCCAUUGAGCUGAGGCUGUAGUUGGGGCCUCCUGUCAGCGCGAGUACUCUUAGUGCCAUUUGUCCCAGCUCCUGUUACUGAGCACCCGCUCCUAGGGCCCAACGCCCAGGAACUCAGCUUGGUGGCAGACCUCUGGUUACAGAGCACCUCUCACACUGGAAGUGACUUCUGUGUGUGAUCAGUCUUCAGCAACCGAUGGGCCCAAACAGACCUCUGUAGUUCCAUAGUUCAGCUGGCCCAUGAUCUAAUUUAAGGAACUAGCAACUCUCAAUGGUAAACCAAUCAUGAUAAUCUGCUUACAUGCACCAAGAAAGCUCUCCCGAGCUGCCAAUUCCUUCUGUGGACCACAGCUCUGCUGCCCUGUGUGGCUGGGGAAGCUGCUGCCGCCCCAGGGCUGUGAUCCUCUGCUGUGUGUUUCUGCCCUGUUCAUUCAUGUAGCAAGUGUUUCUGGAGCUCCCGUCUGACAGAUAGCCAGGGAGCUGUUAGAGGUGGAGUGGUAUAUGGGACUAUGGGCCGUGAGACUCCUCUUCCUCCUUCACAGGAACUCUCCUCCUUUUGCUUUCUGAGCUCGUAGGCAGGCAUCUCUUGAUAUCUUUUUCUGUUAUGCUUUUUUUUUUUUUUUUUAAAUUCCUGAUCUGUGGCUGAGCUCUGCUUCCAGAGGUUUGGCCCAGCCCCAAAUCCCUCAGAGCUCUUCCCCAGCAGCACAGGGCCGCCCUUCCUCACGGAUGUGAAGGUUAUAUUCAUGGAUGUGAAGGUUAUAUUAAAGGUCAGCAAUAUUACUUCAUUGCUGACUGCAUGCUAAUUAUGUUGUCUUUGUAACUCAGCAUAAGGAAGGUAAUCCCUCAAUGGCAGGGAUAUUAAAAAUUGCUUAUGAUCACUUGCAAAAUACUGCUUUUUUUAAUUAAAAUUUUUUUUUCUGAAAAACUGGUCUUUUGGCAGAAAAGGGAGCAUAAUUUUAGAAUACUCAUGUUCUUGGUGCCUCCCACUUUCUUUAUCCUUCCUCUUCCUCUUUCUGUCACUCAUUUUGUUCUUUAUGCCUUUCCUGCUGAUCGUUGUUUUGGUAUUAGAGGUGUCAGCUGAGAAGGAUUUUGGAUAAGGUUAAGCCUUUUCUCCUCUUGGGACUUGCAUUGUAACUGAGGGCCCUGAAAGAUCUUUCAGACUCAAAGUCAAGUGGAACUAGGAAGAUGGAGCUCCAGGGAGUAGGACUCUAAUUAGCCUCCAUCUGUGGUGUGUGGCCCCUGCCCGCUGUUUACUCGCAGUACUGGCUGAGGCUGGGAGGCGUCGGGUCCCUGGGUUUCUGCCCUUGGCCUCCCGGGUAUCCAGCCUGGUGCUGACAGAAUGCUAAGCAGUGCUAAUUCAAGAAGAGAUUGGGUCUCCUGCCCCUGGGGUCCCAGUACAUCUGGGGACAGACUGACUCAGGUUGGAAAAGCAAAGAACUAGUUUUGAAAAUAGUUAAUUAUCUCCUAUGAUUGAACAUUUACUUACCCUACAGCCCAGUUAUUCCAAUACUGGGGAUAAAUCCAGAAGGACACCAGAAGAUCUGUACAAGAAUGUUCAUAGCAAUCCCAAAAGGAAAUGCAAAUGGCCAUGAGCAGCAGAGUGGACAAAUUAACUGGAAUAUUCACACAAUGGGAGAUUAUAUGACUGUCAGAUGAGACCCAGUGACACAUAACAAUAUGGAUAAAUCUUUAUAAUAUUAAAUGAAAAAAAGUUCAGUCCCAAAAGAUUAAAUGUAGCAUGAUGCCCCUAAAAAAAAAAAAAAGAAAAACUUAUAAGAAUUUGUUAUUAUUUACAUACAAUAUAAUCAAUUUUAAAUGUACUGUUUAAUGAAUUUUGACAAUUAUAAUAUCACCAGGACACCUGGGUGGCUCAGUGGGUUAAAGUCUCUGCCUUAGGCUCAGGUCAUGAUCCCAGGGUCCUGGGAUAGAGUCCCUCAUGGGGAUCUCUGCUCAACAGGGAGCCUUCUUCCCCCUCUCUCUGCCUGUCAAAUAAAUAAAUAAAUAAAAUCUGAAAAUAAUAUAAUCACCAUCACUAUCAAAAUAUAGAAAAUAAUUCUGUCUUCUAAAAAACUUCCCUGGGACACCUGGGUAGCUCAGUCAGUUGUGUGUGCCUUCAGCUCAGGUCAUGAUCCCAGAGUCCUGGGAUCAAGUCCUGUGUUGGGCUCCCUGUUUCUUGGGGAGCCUGCUUCUCCCUCUCCCACUCCCUCUGCUGUGUUCCCUCUCUCUGCUGUGUCUCUCUCUCUGUCAAAUAAAUAAAUAAAGUCUUUAAAAAAAAAAGAUUCCUUAUAUUCCUUUGAACUUCCCCCUUCCCCCAUCCUUGGUCCCAGGAAAUCACUGCUUCCUAUCACUAUAAUUUAGCCUAUUCUAGAAAUCCUAAUGUGCCAUUUAAAGUCUGAAGCUCCCCUGAUGGCUCCCAAGGUCACUUUCUUUACUGUUUACUUAUGGUGAAUAAGUAAACCUACUGCUUUACUAAUGGUCUAUAACUGGCCUAAGUGGUUACCUGUGUCUGGUUUGAUUUCAUGGCCAGAGUAGCCUAAAACCUAGAAUUUGAGCUCUCUCAAAGCCAAGAUUCCUUACAAAGAUCAUGGUGAUUCAAACAAAAGAAUGCUUUGUUCCACAUCCUUGCUAAUACUUGGUAUUGUAAGUUUUUAAAACUAUAUUCCAGGGGGUGUGUCUGAGUAUCUCAUUGUGGUUUUAAUUUGUAUUUAUCUCAUGUUUUAGAAUUAAAUGCAACUAAGAAUUAAAAAACAUUUUUAAUGAACACAUACGCCAUGAAACUGUGUAAAAAGGACGGAAGGGUUCUCACUGUUGCAUUCAGGAUAAUGGUUCCCACAGGUAGGGGGACAGGAUGGAGCUGGAGAAAACAUAGUUAGAUUAGGUUAUUGUCAAUUAAAUUAGUAAAAAGCUAUUUAUAAAAGUAUGUUGCACAUGAUAAAAAUGAUUAAAAUGUGUCAUAAAAAAAGGAUUAUGAUUAAUCCAAUUUUGUGCACAUGAUGACCAAAAAAUAGAGGGUAGAAAACCAGCUCCUGAAGUAUAAGAGUGCCAAAUGUGUGGGGCGCCUGGGUGGCUCAGUGGGUUAAGCCGCUGCCUUCGGCUCAGGUCAUGAUCUCAGGGUCCUGGGAUCGAGUUCCGCAUCGGGCUCUCUGCUCAGUAGGGACCCUGCUUCCCUCUUUCUCUCUCUGCCUGCCUCUCCAUCUACUUGUGAUUUCUCUCUGUCAAAUAAAUAAAUAAAUAAAUAAUCUAAAAAAAAAAAAAAAAAAGAGUGCCAAAUGUGGCUUAAUAUGGGCUGUGGGAGGGGCUCUAUCUGGAGACCUGGAAGCUUAGCAGUCUUGCCUCAGUCUUCCUGUGGCUUCCCCUUUCUGUGUGGCCUCCACUAGCCCAUCCUUCACAGAGGACCAAGUGUUGGGGCAGCUGUGGGGUCACAUUGGAGAGAUGGCUUGAGUCUGUGGUUUUCACCUUGUGAGGGGCAGGAGUCAUAAAUCUGUCUGAGAGACUGGUAAAAGCUUUGGCAUUCUCGGGAAAAAUGCUUUUUACACACAGUCUCAGGGGUUUGGGCACUCCCUAAAGAUCAUCCGCAAACCCCAAGUUAAAAACCUUUAGAAAAAAAACCCCACCAAAAACUUUGGAUUAGAAGGGCUCAGGAUUUGAGGGUCUUUAGAGGAGGGCAAGGGGGGCAGGCAGAACCCCGAUGGCUAACUCAAAUCACCACUCUGUCUUCUGCCAACCUCCUUUUUGUCCCUAUGGGCGUUCUUCACCUCCCAACACAUCGCUGCCAUGGGCCCUGCUGCCCAGGCUGGACUGUGGCUACUCUUGCCGCCUUAUUUGUAAUAGCAGUGGCAGUAAUGGGUCUUGCGUGUUGAGCAGGUGUCUGUCCCAGACUGAUGCUAGGCAUUGCUUUAUAGGCAUCAUUGUUUCUUACCCUCACAAAACCCCUGAGGGAUAGGUACUCUUUAUAGUUCCAUUUUAUAGAUCAAGAAACAAGCUUAGACCACUAAAGUAAUUCUUCUUUUUUUUUUUUGGUCUUUUAUUCUUUUAGUCAAAAAACAACUUUCACAACACAUAUUUUGAUACAUAAUUUGUUAGGGAAGCAAUGAUUGUCUAAUUGUGGAUAUGACCUUGUGUACAUUUCAGCUUUUAGGUAAAAUAUGGGGAUGUCCUUAUCUCACCAAUGGUUUUCCUAAGGUAACUUUCUUCCAUAGAUAAUUUACUCAUUUUUUUAAAAGAUUUUAUUUAUUUGAGAGAGAGAGAGAGAGACAGAGAGAUAGAGAUAGCAAGAGAGAGCACAAAUGGGGAGGAGAGGCAGAAGCAGACUCCCUGCCAAACAGGGAGCCCAAUGUGGGGCUUGAUCCCAGGGCCCUGGGAUCAUAACCUGAGCCAAAAGCAGAUGCUUAACUGAGCCACCCAGGUGUCCUGCUAAUUUACUUAUUUUAUACUAAUUUUCAGUAAUCCCCUUAACAAUCCCCUAGGAUGGGAAGCCAUCCUAGGAUUUUUAAGCUAGAAAAUAAUCUGAUUGGAUUUCCAUUUGGCCUCCCACUGGGAAUAUAAUUAUCAAUAGUAUUUGCUGAACGAGGAAAUUAGAUAACUGGCUGAACGAAGCAUACUUCUGAAGGUCAGUCCUCUCCUUCAGCUGACUCAGCCUUCUUUUCUCUGAGUAAGUGGGAAUUGCUGAAUGCCAAGCAGCUCAGACUGCAUUUUGAGGCGACAUAUUAGAAGGUACAUUGCCAAAUGGGCGGAGCCUGAGGAGAGUGACCAGGUUGGAGAGGAAACUGAAAGUCUCAGCCUGGAAAGAGGAGUUGAGGGAAUUGAGAGUAUUACGCCAGGAUAGGGGAACACCUGGGCAAGGGAGAUGCCAUCUCUCAAUACGAAUGUUCUGAGGCAGAGUGGGCAGAGGUGUUUUAAGAGUCCCCAGGGGCAGAGCAGGGGGCAGUGGAGAGAAGGUGUAGAGGGCCAGAUUGCUGGUCACCGUAAGAAAUCUUUUUUUUU